Messenger RNA from Xiphias gladius (swordfish), 5000 nucleotides. It is a transcript of the gene kcnt2b, whose product is annotated as potassium channel subfamily T member 2. Gene Ontology annotation, molecular function: intracellular sodium-activated potassium channel activity. The record is from RefSeq and is a predicted model, not a curated record. Gene Ontology annotation, biological process: potassium ion transport. The coding region runs from base 7 to 3582 and encodes 1191 amino acids. The transcript is spliced from 29 exons. NCBI's taxonomy places the organism in Eukaryota, Metazoa, Chordata, Actinopteri, Istiophoriformes, Xiphiidae. Gene Ontology annotation, cellular component: membrane.
AAGACCAUGGUCGAACUGGAGAAGGAGGUGCUCCCGCUGCCCCCUCGGUACCGGUUCCGAGACCUGUUGCUCGGAGACUGGCAGACCGACGACAGGGUGCAGGUAGAGUUCUAUGUGAAUGAGAACACUUUCAAGGAGCGCCUCAAGCUGUUCUUCAUCAAAAACCAAAGAUCCAGUCUGCGGGUGCGAAUGUUUAACUUUUCUCUGAAAGUGCUGAGCUGCCUCCUCUACAUUGUCAGAGUCCUAUUGGACAACCCACAAGAGGAAAGACAGGACUGCAUGAGCGGCGUAAACUGCACCAAACAAAACACAUCAUCCCGUCCCUGGAGUGAGUUUGACUGGAAACUGAUCAUCUGGGUGGAUAGACCUCUACCGCUGUGGGCACUACAGGUGCUUGUAGCUUUCAUCAGCUUUUCAGAAACUAUGUUGCUCGUGUAUCUAAGCUACAAGGGCAACGUUUGGGAGCAAGUAUUACGUGUCCCCUUCAUUCUGGAGAUGAUCAGCGCUGUUCCCUUCAUGAUCACUGUUCCCAAAGGCAUAGUGGCCUCCAUAAUUCUUAAAUGCAUCUGCGGUAUUCAACAUCUCGAACGAGCGGGCAACAACUUGACCCUGUUCGACUCGCUCUACUUCUGCGUGGUCACCUUCUCAACAGUGGGCUUUGGAGAUGUCACACCUCAGAUCUGGCCCUCGCAGCUCCUGGUGGUCAUCAUGAUCUUUGUGGCGCUCAUCGUGCUUCCUAUCCAGUUCGAGCAGCUGGCCUUUCUGUGGAUGGAGCGGCAGAAGUCUGGGGGGAACUACAGCCGCUACAGGGCACAGACGGAGAAACACGUGGUGUUGUGCGUCAGCUGUCUCAAGAUCGACCUCCUCAUGGACUUCCUCAAUGAAUUUUUCGCUCACCCUCGACUACAGGACUACUAUGUGGUGAUCCUGUGCCCAGCAGAGAUGGAUGUCCAGGUUAGGAGGGUCCUUCAUGUCCCUCUGUGGGCCCAGAGAGUCAUUUACCUGCAGGGGUCUGCCCUCAAAGACCAAGACCUGAUGAGGGCCAAGAUGGACGAUGCUGAGGCCUGCUUUAUCCUCAGUAACCGGUUUGAAGUGGACCGCAUAGCUGCUGAUCAUCAGACCAUCCUCCGAGCCUGGGCAGUGAAAGACUUUGCUCCAAAUUGCCCCCUAUAUGUCCAAAUUCUCAAGCCUGAGAACAAGUUCCACGUCAAAUUUGCAGAUCAUGUGGUGUGUGAAGAGGAGUUUAAGUAUGCCAUGCUGGCUUUAAACUGCGUGUGCCCUGGUACCUCGACACUCAUUACUCUAUUGAUCCACUCGUCCAGAGGACAAACGGCACCCCAGGAGGCCUUCAAGCAACGUGUGGGAGCCUUUCAAGCCCUCAACAGGGAGGGCGGUGCAUGUUCGGCGGACCAAUGGCACCGAACCUACCGCCGCUGCUCAGCCAAUGAGGUGCAUCACAUCCGCCUGGAGGAAAGUAAAUUCUUUGGGGAAUACCAGGGCAAGAGUUUCACCUUCGCCUCCUUUCAUGCUCACAAAAAGUACGGAGUGUGUUUGAUUGGCGUACGCAGACUGGACACUACCAACAUCCUGCUGAACCCUGGACCCUGCCACAUCAUGGGGGCCUCUGACAUGUGCUUUUACAUCAAUAUCUCCAAAGAGGAGAACUCAGCAUUUGUCAGGGGCCAGAGGGAGCCAUCAUGGGGCGGCACGGGAGGAAAUGCCAGGGGAGUACACCAGACCAUCUACCAUGGACUCACCCGUCUGCCAGUCCACAGUAUCAUCGCCAGCAUGGGCACAGUGGCCAUCGACCUGCAGGACUCCAGUGACAGCAGCCCAGAAGGGCAGGACCCGGGGGGCUCGGGCCUCGGCAGCGGUAGAGGAAGCAGGAGCAGCUCCAGGGCGGAGAUGGGUGGUGCUAACACCUUGGCCCUACCUGCCAUGGGAGACUCAGCCGAGGAGCGACGGCACAGCAUCGCCCCUGUCCUGGAGCUGGUAGAUGGAGUCAACAACCCCACCUUUGACCUAUUAGGAGACCAAUCGGAAGACGAGGGAGGAGAGGAGGGCAAGGAGGACAGCGACAGAGACGAGAGCGCCCACUGGUGGGGUCGACAGUGCGAGUGGGUGAAGGGGUACCCGCUGAACUCUCCGUACAUCGGCAGCUCGCCUGCGCUGUGCCACCUUCUUCAAGAAAAGAUGCCUUUCUGCUGCCUGCGUAUGGACAAGGCUUGCCACCACAUCCCUUUUGAGGAUGCCCGCUCCUAUGGCUUCAAAAACAAAUUGAUCAUUGUGUCCGCGGAGAGCGCAGGGAACGGUCUCUACAACUUCAUCGUGCCUCUACGGGCCUACUACCGACCCAGGAAGGAGCUCAACCCCAUUGUGCUGCUGCUGGAGAGCGUACCUGAAGCAGACUUCCUGGAGGCGAUCUGCUGGUUCCCCAUGGUGUUCUACACAGUGGGCUCCAUCGACAAUCUGGACAGUUUGCUUCGAUGUGGAGUGACUUUCGCCGACACCAUGGUGGUGGUCGACAAGGAGAGCUCCAUGAUUGCAGAGGAGGACUACAUGGCUGAUGCAAAGACCAUCGUCAACGUCCAGACCCUCUUCAGACUUUUCCCAGCUCUUAGUAUCAUCACGGAGCUCACACACCCGGCCAACAUGCGCUUCAUGCAGUUCAAAGUUAAAGACCACUACUCUCUGGCUCUCUCCAAGCUGGAAAAGAAGGAAAGGGAAAAGGGGUCCAACCUGGUGUUUAUGUUCCGCCUGCCCUUUGCUGCAGGGAAGGUGUUCAGCGUCAGCAUGCUGGACACUCUACUCUACCAGUCCUUUGUGAAGGACUACAUGAUCUCCAUCGCCAGGCUGCUGCUGGGUUUAGACUCCAUGCCUGGCUCAGGUUUCCUCUGUGCAAUGAAAAUCACAGAGGAUGACUUGUGGAUCCGCACCUACGGCAGGCUCUACCAGAAACUGUGCUCCUCCACCGGAGACAUACCCAUAGGCAUCUAUCGGACAGAGGCCCAAAAGCUUCCAGUCUCUGAGUCCCAGGUAUCCAUCACAGUGGAAGACUACGAGGACACCAGAGAACCCAGAGAACCCCUGUUGUCCCGGACCGGCGCACACCGCAACUCCACCUCCUCGGAGCCCAUCUCGUCCUCCUCCCACUCCUCAGACCACCCGCUGCUCAGGAGGAAGAGCAUGCAGUGGGCACGGCGGCUGAGCAGGAAAGGGGGUCGGGGCUCCAGCGGGGCCAAGGGGGGUCCGGGUAGUGCGGCAGAGAGGAUCAGCCAGCAGAGACUGACCCUGUUCAGGCGCUCGGAGAGACAGGAACUCAACGCCCUGGUGCGAACAAGGAUGAAACAUUUGGGCCUUUCUCCAACUGGAUUCAAUGGGAUGACAGACCAAGGGAACAGACUGUCGUACAUCCUCAUCAACCCUUCUCCAGACACCAGGCUGGAACUUCACGAUGUUGUGUACCUGAUCAGACCAGACCCCCUCUCUCUGGUACCCAAUCAAGGGGGUAACAGCAGGAAGUGCAGUGCUGGGCUCUCAGAGAGUCACAGGUUCGAUACACAGGACAGCACCCAUCUGUGAGAGACCAAAACAAAAAAAUAAAUAAAAAAACAAAAAAAAAAGACAAAUAUAUUCUCAAACAACUGCCAGAUAGAGGACAAUAAACAACUCACUCUUGAGGGAGAAGCAGAUAUCAAAAACUGGUUGGAUGGAUUGGGGUGCUGACAGAUGGCACAUGGCCCUCCUAUUUUCUCCACAUACAGUCUAGUUGAACUCAGAGGUGCUGGACAUGCAUGGACCUUUUCUAUAACGAUGGGAAUGUUUUAUUUAUGCGCCUUCCUAUUUUCAAAGCGGAGGGUUGCGGACACAGAAGUGCAUUUACUGAAAAACUAUACGUAUUUAUAUCUGUGUACGUGCAUGUUAUGUACUGCAUCAUGUAUGUGCAGUGUGUAUGUAUGUGUGUACUGUAUGUAUCUGCAGGUGCGUGAAUGAAUGUGUAUGUAUGCUUAUGGAUCAAGAGCAAGUACACUGCCAAUUUUAUCUGGACAGCCAAAGGAAUCUGCUGCCAAAUGAAAGUCAAGGGAUGUAUUUUUGUGUCCUUCUCUGUGUCAUAGGCGUGAUUUAUCACACUUAAUGUUGUUUGACGUAUGUGAAAGUGACGCUACAGUGCAGACACCCUUUUUUUUUUUUCAUAAAGCCUUUUUGAAGUUUUUUUUUUACCUGUUGCUUACACCUUCAAACACACGCAUUUGUUUUACGCUCACCAGCAGCGGAGGAACCCAAAGAGCACCAGUCUCAAUAGCGGACGUAACUAGACCGCGAGCGCACAUGGUCAGUGCAGGGCGUUUUUCUUCAAGUCCCGCUCCCUCUGCUUUUGUCAGUCAGUGUGAGCCUUCCAGCCACCGGCUUGCUUUUGCUGACAUGCAUGUUUCAGAUGCAGGGGAUGGACAAAAUAAUAGGAAGAUAUACCAUAAUAUAAUUCUAUCCACUACAGUACCCCUGCAAUGAAUACAGCCGUUGUGAAGCUUAUAAAUUGACCCUUUUUGAUUCAACAGUAUUCAAACUGUAUGAUAAGCUUUACAAGUAAACACACACUGCUAUAAAUAUCCUCUUCAACAAGAAAUUGGUUUGGUAAUUUAGAAUAAGAACAUAUAAUAUAAUUAGGUUUUCAGUCAGAAAAAAAUCUUGUUUCUCUAAAAACAAGUGAAAAAUGUGCCAGUAGAGUGAGAUCAUUCUGCUUGUCUAUCAGCCUAGUCUACCUUGUUUCAUAGAUUUUUCAGUUGUUUAAAGAAACACGAGAUUUCAAUAUGUUACAGAAUUAUCAAUAUUACAGUAAACCACUUGUUAGGGUAGACAUGUAUGCCAUUUGUUCACCAAGCAAUCUGUAAAUCUUUUGUCAGAAAUGCCGAAUGUACCGUUUCACACAGAAAUGGUGCUGCCGUGUGCUGGGAAUGCUAAGCGGCACCCCUGCCAAACACCACUGCUGAUGAAAAUAAGUA